Messenger RNA from Vicugna pacos (alpaca), 5555 nucleotides. NCBI's taxonomy places the organism in Eukaryota, Metazoa, Chordata, Mammalia, Artiodactyla, Camelidae. The record is from RefSeq and is a predicted model, not a curated record.
UCUUACCCAGAGCCCAAGCAAGGCCAGUCAUCCAGACCAGCCCCGGAGUUUGGGGUGGGGAAACAGAGUCAUUAUAGAACAUCUUCACUCCUCUAUCAAGAGAGCAGCAGUUAUCACCCAGGCCCUCCUAGAAGGGCAUCUCGAAGCACAUCUUGCUCCAAAGCCGGAUUCAGGACCCAGAGGACUAGGACUAAAAUCAAAUCUCACUGGGCUUCGUGUGCAAGAGAGACUGAAGGAAUGGACUGGCUCCUUUUCAGGAACAUGAGCUUUUUGAUCAUUCUAAUGGUGCUGCUGGAAGUAAACAGCGAAUUUAUCGUUGAGGUGAAAGAAUUUGACGUGGAAAACGGCACCACGAAAUGGCAAACGGUCAGAAGACAGAAGCGGGAGUGGAUCAAGUUUGCUGCAGCCUGUCGAGAAGGAGAAGACAACUCCAAGAGGAAUCCGAUUGCCAGAGAGCCGAUACAGAGCAGAGGGGCCUUGCGGGAUCCUAGAAGAGAGACUGGGAUCUCCAGCACAACCCGGCUUUAUCUGUUCGUUUGUGUCUGCUUAUUGUCACAUGUGUAUGUUACAGGAAGUAUCCGAUCAGACUGUGAAGUGAAUCAGAGGAUUACAUACCGCAUCUCUGGGGCAGGAAUUGAUCGACCGCCCUAUGGAGUGUUCACCAUCAAUCCUCGGACGGGAGAAAUCAACAUCACAUCAGUGGUGGACAGAGAGAUAACGCCGCUUUUCUUGAUCUAUUGUCGGGCUCUGAACUCGCGGGGUGAAGAUUUAGAAAAGCCUCUUGAGCUUAGAGUCAAAGUCAUGGACAUAAACGAUAAUCGCCCUGUCUUUACGCAAAAUGUGUACACAGCCAGCAUCGAAGAAAACAGCGAUGCCAACACACUGGUAGUAAAGUUAAGUGCCACAGAUGCAGAUGAAGACAAUCAUCUGAAUUCUAAAAUUGCCUAUAAGAUCAUCUCUCAGGAGCCAGCGGGUGCACCCAUGUUCAUCCUGAACAGGAACACCGGAGAAGUCUGCACGAUGUCCAGUUUCCUUGACAGAGAGCAACACAGCAUGUACAACCUCCUCGUGCGGGGCUCGGAUCGGGACGGAGCUACAGACGGACUGUCCUCCGAGUGCGAGUGUAGAAUCAAGGUUUUAGACGUCAACGAUAAUUUCCCCGUGUUGGAGAAAACUUUCUACACAGCAAGUAUUGAAGAGAAUUGUUUAAGUUCGGAACUGAUACGAUUCCAAGCAAUUGAUCUGGAUGAAGAAGGCACUGACAAUUGGUUGGCAAAAUAUUUAAUUCUCUCUGGAAAUGAUGGGAAUUGGUUUGAUAUUGAAACAGAUCCACGAACCAAUGAAGGGAUUUUGAAAGUCGUCCAGAUGCUGGAUUAUGAACAAAUGCCUAAUAUUUACCUUAGCAUUGGGGUUAAAAACCAAGCUGACUUUCACCACUCAGUCGCCUCUCAAUUCCAAAUGCACUCAACCCCCGUGAGGAUUCAGGUUGUUAAUGUGAGAGAAGGACCUGCAUUUCAUCCAGAUUCUAUGACCUUCAGUGUGCGAGAAGGACUAAGAGGAAAUUCCUUAUCGAAUUAUGUGCUUGGCACAUACACGGCUAUCGAUUUGGAUACAGGAAGUCCUGCAACAAAUGUCAGGUAUAUCAUAGGACAUGAUGCAGGCAACUGGUUAAAAGUGGAUUCAAGGACUGGUGAGAUACAAUUUUCUAGGGAAUUUGACAGGAAGUCAAAAUAUAUUACCAAUAGGAUAUACACAGCAGAGAUCCUGGCUAUAGAUGAUGGCUCUGGGAAAACGGCCACGGGGACCGUAUGUAUCGAAGUACCUGAUGUCAACGAUUACUGUCCGGUCAUUGUUGCAGAAAGGGAAACCAUCUGCAUUGCCUCUCCAUCCAUCCUUAUCUCUGCAACAGGCAUGGACGAUCAUCCUUACGGGUCUCCCUUUACUUUCUGUGUUGUGGAUCAACCCCCAGGGACAGCUGACAGCUGGGACAUCAGAUCAAUAAAUGCUACCUCCGCAAUCCUGACAGCUGAGCAGACUUUAUAUCCCUCAUAUUACGAAAUCCCAAUCCUGGUGAAGGACAAUUUCAACCGAGCAUGCGAAUUGCCACAGAUUCUGCAGUUACUGGCCUGCGAUUGUGACAGCAACCACAUGUGCUUGUACGCGGGUACCACGGGCAUCAGCACCGGGGACAGCAGCUCCGUUACCGGUGUGUCUGUCACUGACGACCACGUUGAGGGUUCAAAUGUUGGUCUCGGACCUACAGGGAUUGGCAUGAUCAUUCUGGGUAUCUUACUACUGCUUCUGACACCACUCUUGCUGCUCAUGUGUUGUUGCAAAAGCAAACAGCCAGAAGGGCUGGGGACAAGGUUUGCCCCUGUGCCAGAGGGUGGAGAUGGAGUGAUGCAGGCCUGGAGAAUAGAAGGGGCCCAUCCCGAGGACAGGGAUGUGUCAAAUAUAUGUGUACCAGUCACAGCUUCUAAUACCCAGGAACGUAUAGACUCCUCUGAAAUCUACACGAACACGUACGCGGGCGGAGGAACGGUGGAAGGGGGCGUAUCGGGCGUGGAACUGAACACGGGUCCCGGAGCAGCCGCUGGCCUGGUGGCCGGAGGGGCCGUGGGCACAGCGAGGAGGAGGAGUUCUACGCCGGGAGCCCAGCGGGACUACGCGGACCCCGGCCUGCACCUGGCUUUCCUGGACAGCUAUUUCUCCGAGAAAGCAUACGAUUAUGCAUAUGAAGAUGAAGGCCAGCCAGCAAACGACUGUUUGCUCAUUUAUGACCACGAGGGACUAGGGUCUCCUGUGGGCUCCAUUGGUUGCUGCAGUUGGAUUGUGGAUGAUUUAGACGAAAGCUGCAUGGAAACUUUAGAUCCAAAAUUUAGGACUCUUGCUGAAAUCUGCUUAGACAAAGAAAUUGAACCAUUUCCUUCACAGCAAGCCUGUAUACCCAUCAGUACUGACCUCCCUUUACUUGGACCUAAUUACUUUGUUAAUGAAUCUUCAGGAAUGACUCUGUCACAGGCUGAAUUCCAGGCAGAAAUGGCAACACCUGAACCCAUGAUUCACGGGGAUAUUGUAGUGACUGAGACUUACACGACUGCGGACCCAUGCGUGCAGCCCACGACAAUUGUUUUUGAUCCUCAGCUUGCACCCAAUGUUGUAGUAACAGAAACAGUAAUGGCACCUGUCUACGACGUUCAGGGGAAUAUCUGUGUACCUGCUGAGUUAGCCAGCACACACAAUGUAAUCUAUGCUGAGAGGGUGCUGUCUAGUCCUGGUCUGCCUGACACGAGCAGCAGUAGCAUGACUGAUGGUUGUGUGGGACCCGUGAUGAGUGGCAGUAUUUUGGUAGGGCCAGAAAUUCAAAUGAUGCAAAUGGUGAGUCCAGACAUUCACAUAAGCCAAACCAUUGGUUCCACAUCCCCAAUGACAUCGCGGCACAGAGUAACACGGUACAGUAACGUACAUUACUCCCAACAAUAAGUGCUUUAUGGUCAGUAUUCUUCUCUAGGGAGACCUUGUACCUUAUAAUCACCAACAUAGCCAUCAGUGGUGGAUAAUACACUAUAUUUAACAUUUUAACAAUCAGCAAACAUUUGAAUAUUCUAAAUUCAAUGCCACUCUUUGGUCAUAUCUUUUGGGGGGAUAAAUAUGGCUAAGGACUUUAGCCUUAUCAAAUUUUUUCUGAUUUUAUAUAGUUUGUCAAAAAACUUAAAGAAAAUGUGUUACAUUCUUUGAUACUGUCUAAUAAUAGCACAUAACUCAUAAGGUGACUCUUGGAAGUCUUUGGGCCUUUAGAACUGGUCAUGUAAACCAAGAUACCCUUGGUCUUGGAGGAAUGCAAAAGAAGCCUUAUCUGUAUCCACCAGCCAUAUUUAUCUUUAAAGAAGUACUUUUAUUAAAAAUUUUUGAUUGAAACAGUGAAUGAAAUGCACAUUUUUUAAGGGAAAUUGAAAAAGAAGAUAGAGCAUCUAGCAAUAGAGAGCUAUAGGCAUUUGCCUCUUCAAAUGGUUUCUCAAGAUACACAAUUAUUAGGACAUGCUUAAUAUAAUACAGGGGAAGAGUUUACUAGCUGAAUGUGUCACUGAAAAUGGUUCAUCGAAAGGAGUAUUAUACAUAUGUAUAGAAAUGCAUAUAUACAUAUCAAUAUAGAUGAAUUGUUAUUGCACUUUAUUGAUUUAUAUCAACUGUAGAUUAAUUUAGAAUAGCAAAAAAUAAAAUUAUGACAAAAUUACAAUAGGAACAGUUCUUAGGGAAAGUAUUAGAGAUUCUCCCCCUUAGAGAAAAAAAUUUCCCUACUCUUGUUAAUUAUGUCAGAAAACCAUAUGAAAUAUAUUUUAAUCAGUUUCGCUGACCAGGAUCAUAGACCUUUCCUUUGGCAACCAGACAUUCUCUAAAAGCCCUUCUUUACUUCUGCAUAUAUUCAACAAUAUUUACUUAGAAGCUACUACAUGUUGAGUGCUGGUCUUGCUUCUGUGAGUAUACAGAUGAAGGAGACUGGCUUGGUUCCUGUCUUCAUACAGCUUGUAAUUCAUUUAUAGACUUAAAACUCUGGGGGUAUGGCUUAGAGUUCCAAUCAAGAAUAAUUAACAAAAUACUCAAUUCCAUUACCAAGUUGUGUUUCUCUUUUUAACACUACUUCUUAUGUUGAAUGAGUAAAAUGGAAACACAUGCACAGAUUACUUAUUUUUAGUAGGCAUAAUGUUGGCUUGAGAAAAAGAGAUUGUACAAGGUAGUUUUAUUUAAUUCUGUAAAAUAUGUAAACUAUAUAGUAGUAAGUAUAACGGGACUAGUAAGUCAUAUAAAUGAAAUAAACUUAUUUUCAGGGCUUAUUCCUUUUGGAAGGAAAUAAUUGUGGUGCUUCUUGCUUAAUUUUGUUUUCUUGUAAGUAAAAGUAUUAUAAAAUUUGUGGCAUCUCACAAUCUCUUGCCCAAUUCUCUCAUUUUAUAGAAGAGGAAUCUAACUAGAGAGGUUAAAUGACCACAACCAGCUAGUUGUGGUACAAAACCUUGAACCCAUCACUCAGGUACCCUGGCCACCAUGCUUUUGAAUACUAGAAUUUCGUCAGACAUGAAGAAGAUCCAGUUUGAUCUGUUGCAAGGUCUUCACUAUUUCCUAAUUGGAAUAAAAAGUAUCUCUCAAGAAAAGAAAAUAGGUUUUGUGAAGUUUAAGUGCAGAAUGGUUAAAAUAUCACAAUGCCAGAAGGUUAUUUACAUGUCUUGUAGUCUUUUCCAAAUUAUAUGUAUCAUCAGUGGUUACAGCCAUUCCUUACUUUGGUUAUUCACAACCAAGAUUCUGCUACAUUUCAUUACAAUUGGAUGAAAUCCAUAGGUAGCCAAGGAGCAGUGGUGCCAUGGUCAUUUUAACACUCAGUCAACAACCAGCCAUGUAAUGUCUUAUAUGCACUCAGUCCUGAGGCAAAUCUUGAUGAGGAUAUUUCUUGAAGUUUGGAUUCCGUUAGGCUAAUGAUUCUAAGAAUUAUGAAACAAUUGGUGAAUAACGAAAUGUAAGGUGCUAAUGGGAUCAAAACUGAAAAUACUAAGAGAUUUGGAAAA